This is a messenger RNA of Eublepharis macularius, 5771 nucleotides long. RefSeq names its product ATPase phospholipid transporting 9B (putative) (gene ATP9B). Gene Ontology annotation, cellular component: plasma membrane; trans-Golgi network; endosome. Gene Ontology annotation, molecular function: ATP binding; ATP hydrolysis activity; ATPase-coupled intramembrane lipid carrier activity. Gene Ontology annotation, biological process: retrograde vesicle-mediated transport, Golgi to endoplasmic reticulum; endocytosis; phospholipid translocation. The transcript has 30 exons. Lineage: Eukaryota; Metazoa; Chordata; Lepidosauria; Squamata; Eublepharidae. The record is from RefSeq and is a predicted model, not a curated record. Bases 6 to 3425 code for a protein of 1139 amino acids.
GGAAGAUGGCCGACCAAAUCCCGCUGCGCCCGGUACCGCGCAGCACCCAACGGAGGGCGGCUUAUUACACUAACGCCCCCGCCGCUCAGCGGCAUAACAGGUAUCAAGUUGAAGAUGAGUUCUCUCACUUGGAUGAAAUGCCCUUAAUGAUGUCAGAAGAAGGCUUUGAAAAUGAUGAGAGUGAUUACCAUACUUUACCAAGAGCCAGGACUUCUCAGAGAAAAAGAGGCUUAGAAUGGUUUGUGUGUGGUGGCUGGAAGUUUCUUUGCACCAGUUGCUGUGACUGGCUCAUAAAUGUUUGCCGAAGAAAGAAAGAACUCAAAGCACGGACAGUAUGGCUUGGAUGUCCUGAAAAAUGUGAAGAAAAGUAUCCAAGAAAUGCUAUAAAAAAUCAAAAAUACAAUAUAUUUACAUUUAUACCUGGGGUUUUAUAUGAACAGUUCAAGUUUUUCUUGAAUCUUUAUUUUCUCGUUGUCUCCUGCUCACAGUUUGUACCAGCGCUGAAAAUAGGCUACCUCUACACCUAUUGGGCUCCUCUGGGAUUUGUUUUGGCUGUCACAGUGGUACGGGAGGCAGUUGAUGAAUUUCGUCGUUACCAGCGAGACAAGGAAAUGAACUCGCAGUUAUAUAGCAAGCUCACAAUACGAGGUAAAGUGCAAGUUAAAAGCUCAGACAUUCAAGUUGGAGACCUCAUCAUAGUGGAAAAGAAUCAGCGAAUCCCAUCUGACAUGGUGUUUCUAAGAACUUCAGAAAAAACAGGUUCAUGUUUUAUCCGAACUGAUCAGCUAGAUGGUGAAACAGACUGGAAACUCAAAGUUGCUGUUAGCUGCACACAGAGGUUACCAGCUUUAGGGGAUCUUUUUUCAAUCAAUGCAUAUGUUUAUGCUCAGAAGCCACAAAUGGAUAUUCACAGCUUUGAGGGUACAUUUACACGGGAAGACAGUGAUCCAACUGUUCAUGAAAGCCUAAGUAUAGAAAAUACAUUAUGGGCAAGCACUGUUGUUGCUUCAGGAACAGUAAUUGGUGUUGUCAUUUAUACGGGAAAAGAGACUCGAAGUGUAAUGAACACAUCCAAUCCAAAGAACAAGGUUGGUUUGCUGGACCUUGAACUGAAUCAACUGACCAAAGCACUGUUCUUGGCUCUAGUUGCACUUUCACUUGUUAUGGUAACCUUGCAAGGGUUUGUGGGUCCAUGGUACCGCAACCUUUUUCGGUUUCUCCUCCUUUUUUCCUACAUAAUCCCUAUCAGUUUACGGGUGAACUUAGAUAUGGGCAAAGCAGCCUAUGGAUGGAUGAUUAUGAAGGAUGACCAUAUCCCUGGGACAGUUGUCCGGACCAGCACCAUACCUGAAGAACUGGGGCGUCUAGUAUAUCUGCUGACUGAUAAAACAGGCACACUGACCCAGAAUGAGAUGAUAUUUAAGCGCCUCCACCUAGGCACGGUGUCAUAUGGAACAGACACAAUGGAUGAAAUUCAGAAUCAUAUUUUCAGUUCCUACUCUCAGGCUCAUUCUCAAUCAAGUGGAAACAGUACCAGUGCAACACCUUCCCGAAAAGUACAAUCUUCUGCACCUAAAGUCCGAAAAACUGUCAGCAGUCGAAUACACGAAGCAGUAAAAGCUAUUGCAUUAUGUCAUAAUGUUACACCUGUAUAUGAAUCCCGAGCAGGAGUGACUGGAGAAACAGAAUAUGCAGAAGUAGAUCAGGAUUUCAGUGAUGAAAAUAGAACUUAUCAAGCUUCUAGCCCUGAUGAGGUAGCCCUGGUGCAAUGGACAGAAAGUGUUGGCCUUACUUUGGUCAAUAGGGAUCUUACUUCGAUGCAGCUGAAAACCCCUAGUGGGCAAAUUCUGACAUACUACAUCCUGCAAAUUUUCCCUUUUACAUCUGAGAGCAAGCGAAUGGGAAUCAUAGUGAGAGAUGAAUCUACAGGGGAAAUCACAUUUUACAUGAAAGGUGCAGAUGUUGCCAUGUCCACCAUUGUUCAGUAUAAUGACUGGCUAGAAGAAGAGUGUGGUAACAUGGCAAGAGAAGGACUACGCACACUGGUGGUUGCCAAAAAAUCAUUAACAGAAGAACAGUACCAAGAUUUUGAGAACAGAUAUAACCAAGCAAAAUUAAGUAUACAUGACAGAACCCUCAAAGUGGCUGCAGUUGUGGAGAGUUUAGAAAGAGAAAUGGAAUUGUUGUGCCUCACUGGAGUUGAAGAUCAGUUACAGGCUGAUGUUAGGCCAACUCUGGAAAUGCUGCGAAAUGCUGGCAUAAAGAUAUGGAUGCUAACAGGUGAUAAAUUGGAGACUGCCACUUGUAUCGCAAAAAGUUCUCACUUGGUAUCCAGAACACAAGAUAUUCAUAUUUUCAGACCUGUAACCAGUCGUGGAGAGGCUCACUUGGAACUAAAUGCAUUCAGGAGGAAACACGACUGUGCUUUGGUAAUAUCUGGAGACUCUCUGGAGGUCUGUUUGAAGUACUAUGAACAUGAAUUUGUAGAAUUAGCAUGUCAGUGCCCAGCUGUAGUAUGCUGCCGAUGUUCACCCACCCAAAAAGCCCACAUUGUAAAAUUAUUACAGCAUCACACUGGAAAACGUACAUGUGCAAUAGGUGAUGGAGGAAAUGAUGUUAGUAUGAUCCAGGCAGCAGAUUGUGGAAUUGGAAUUGAAGGAAAGGAGGGAAAGCAAGCUUCCUUGGCUGCUGACUUUUCCAUUACACAAUUUAAACACAUUGGCAGGCUACUGAUGGUACAUGGUCGCAAUAGCUACAAAAGAUCGGCAGCACUUGGUCAGUUUGUCAUGCACAGAGGCCUUAUUAUUUCAACUAUGCAGGCUGUGUUUUCUUCAGUCUUCUACUUUGCAUCUGUUCCUUUAUACCAGGGUUUCCUAAUGGUAGGGUACGCAACCAUAUACACUAUGUUUCCAGUCUUCUCCUUAGUGCUGGAUCAGGAUGUUAAACCAGAAAUGGCACUACUAUAUCCUGAACUUUACAAAGACCUUACUAAGGGAAGAUCUUUGUCAUUUAAGACCUUCCUCAUCUGGGUUUUAAUUAGUAUUUAUCAAGGUGGUAUUCUGAUGUAUGGAGCACUCUUACUUUUUGAAUCUGAGUUUGUCCAUGUCGUUGCCAUUUCCUUCACUGCUCUUAUCCUGACUGAGCUCUUGAUGGUUGCACUUACCAUACGAACGUGGCACUGGUUAAUGGUGGUAGCUGAAUUCUUCAGUCUUGGCUGCUAUGUGGCCUCUCUUGCAUUUCUAAAUGAAUAUUUUGGUAUAGGCAGAGUGUCUUUUGGAGCUUUCUUAGAUGUUGCCUUUAUCACUACUGUGACCUUCCUGUGGAAAGUGUCAGCGAUCACCAUAGUAAGCUGUCUUCCACUUUAUAUUCUGAAGUACUUAAAACGUAAAUUUUCUCCUCCAAGUUACUCCAAACUUACCUCGUAAAAAUGAUGAACAUCUGGAAGGGGAAGGAUAGACCUACAUGACUCUAGCUAGAAAUUGCUUCAAGCAUACUCCUCCUUCAGUUUGUGGUAAGUUAAACAGAGGGAAAGAAUGACAAGAAAAGAGAGGAGCAGACAGAGCACAAAAACGAUGGGAGCAUCUGAUAGAUUUCAUAGUGAACUAUAUUUAAAAAAAAACAUCCAGAUAAGUUUGUGUAAUUUUUUUUGGCUUCUAAGUUAAUACUGCUUCUGAUUGAUUUAAUUACUACUGUAAAGGAUUUAUUCCUACUGCACUAAUUUUUUUCUGCAUAGGGGACAGAAAAUUCCCCCCAUGGUAAUAAUUUCCUAACAGUCUCAUUCUUUGAUAGAAAUAUUAAUUCAUUCCCACAUAAAUAAAGUGUAACAAGACUAGAAACUGUAAAUGCCGUUGUCUGUAUUUGCUGCUAUAUGUAACUCUGAUAUAUGCACUAUAUGAAUUAUAUACAGAUGUCUGCGUAGCACAGUAUUAGUUGGGGAGCCGUUGUUCUCUUUUCUGUAUUCUCCAUUGCUAGCUGCAUUAAGACUUGUGAAUAUCUGAGUUAUUGAUAGCAGCCUUUCCGAUGCACAUGGGAGCAAAAUUGCACAAAAAACAUGGUGGAAAUAAAUUUCUGUACAUAAUUCUGUUGCACCUACUGAUCUGUAUAGACCACCAAGGCUUUUACUGUUCAGUAAAUGUUUGAUAAGUUCCUACCAAUUUUAUAUUUGUAAAACUGCACUCAAGAAGUGUCAGCACAGUACUGGCCAUUUCAUAUAUAUCAGUUAACCUUGUGUUACUUAAUGGAAACAAUCCACCAAGCACUUCUAUGUCACUUUGAAUCAUUUUUAGAGGAGAUUCUACACAAGCCCCCUUGACAUGAAUGGAAGUUUUGUGGCAGCAAAAGCUCCUGUUCAGUUAUCCAUUCACGUACAGGAGUUCCUAUGCCUGUUCACAGUUCCUCUGCCUGGAACAAUUUUCUGAUUUCAGUGGGUUCGGGGGGCAGGGAGCUGAUUCCCACACACAUUCUUUUGUCCAAGCAGACUGGCUUUAAUUGAAAUUGAGAAAGAAGAUCUUCGCACAUACCAGAGUUCCAAAUCUACAUAGACUUUACACAGAUGUGUAGGCGUUAUCAUUACAUUGCCUUGUGAUCUGUUUACUGAAGAUUACUCAGGUAAAAAUAAUAAAAUUGACAUAUAAAUAAUGGUAGAAAAUCCAUCAUCUUCCAAACCAUAAAUAUUUGAGUUCCUACAAGAAAAGAAAAUAACACUCUCAUCUGAUAUAAUCUUGAAGGAUAGUUGUCUAAAUCCUAUGUACUGUACUGUUAUGCAGGACAGGGUUUUAUUUUCCACAGCGGCGUUUCCUUUUUCAUGAAAAAUGUUUCCAGUUUAUUCACAACAGUCAGUUACCAGAUGAAAGAAUAAACAUAAUUUAACCAUCCUUCUUUAUUAAAGAAGAUUUUUGUACAUUUUAAUCACUUAAGAAUUGCCUUUUUAUAUCACAUUGUUUUGUUAGUUGCUUCACAACGAAAUCUUUUUUGUAGUCCCUUAAAACAAGUUUCUUACAUCGUUAUUUUAUAAUGAUGGUAAACCUUAACACUUCCUGAAAGACUGUUGCAGAACUAUUUGAAUUACAAUCUACUCCAUCUGUUCUGAAGAUGUUUAACAGUAAUUGAUCCUUGCUUUUUUAUUUUUUAAAACAUUUUCAUUAUAAAAGCAAUAAAGUCUAAUUUCUACCAAAUAUUAUUAUUGACGUUCUGUAAAAUAAAUGUGUUUGGUAGUGUUUCUUUACGCUGUGCUCAUUCAUCUGUUUUCUGUAACCGUAUACAGCAAACAAUUAAUCAUAAUAGCCACUAGAUGUCACUAUGUUUGGGAUUUUCUUUGUGCCAGCUCAUGGCUUCGCUCGUUAUAUGAGAAACUUGCCAAAUUUUGUUUUAACUUGGCUUUAGUUUCCCCUUUUCAGUUGCUAGAUCAUUUUGGACCUCAUAUAUAUAUAAACAAAUACAAAUAAACAACAACUAAUGAACAGAACAGUCCGCUGUAUUAUAGUCAAUGUCUUUUUUUUUUUUACUGUAACUCUUUACCUGUAUGUUGAGUAGGCAAAUCUUUACUGUGUGGAACUCAUUCCAUGAACAAAGCUUAAAAAUGCUCUGUUAUCCUUGAUUUACAAUACUUUUUAUUGUGGGCUAAGUUAAUAAGAAAACAAAUUUAGACUUGACUGGACAGAUGCAAGGUAUAGUUUAACCCUAGCAUUUUUGUGUACAAGAACUCCAGUAUAUACAUAUACUUGUAUUCUGUGUAUUCUAUGUAUAUAAAUGUGUAUAUAUGUAUAUUAAAA